AUCAGCUUCAAGUUUUACAAAAAAAGGGCAAAGUUUAGGAAGCAAAUUAACUUGGAGAGAUGUCGACAAAAUGAGUCUAUGGAGGUAAGAAGGAGGGACCCUGUGUUAGUGGGACAUCCUCUGACAGCAUUAGAACGGGAACUAAAGAGACUGGUCGUUAGAGAGGAGCUAGAGAAGGAACAGCUCCGGAUUAUCAGGGAGAGUGGUCUCUCCAGUAAAGAUGUCAAAAAUAAACUGCUGAAACUUUACGAAUUGUACGAAACAUUCAGAAAUGAGGACAACUCUUGUUUGUCGGGUACAGACACGAAGUACAAUCUUUACAGACUUUAUCACGAGGCCUUCCAAUCUAAGAGUGCAUAUCCACCCCACUCGCCUGUACACAGCACUGCUAAAAUAUGGAAAGAGAGACCUAAGACCAGAGCUGCCACCGCUACUCCCCACCGAACCAUCCACAAGCAGCCAACCAAGCAGCAAGUGCAUACCUCAGUACCUCUGUCAGUACCUGCCACGUUUCCCCACAAUGCACUCCGGGACCCCCCUCCAACCCCCCAUGGUGGGGGCGGUGCCCCCAAUCUUGCGGCGCCUCCUCGCCGGAACCUGGGACCAGGAAACAGAUUAGCGGUUGGGAGGCAGUGCCGACCUCAUUCUGCUCCGGCUGAUUUCCAGUACAACAAACUAUACACUGCUAACAGGUGCUACACGACCCGUAGAACGUGUCAGAAGUGCAGUGUGAGAUGUACCUGUGUCACGUGUUCCCCUCUACAGGAACGUGUAGUUCCCUGCUGGAGAGACAUCACCUGCGCUGUCACCCCCGACAAGAACCAAAUCGAAGCCCACUGGGAAGAAAUGUCGCCGCUGAUCGAGGCUCAACUCCUAGCACAGAAAACAUUGUCACCAACACCUAAACUAAGGACAAAAAGUAGAAAAGCCAAAGAUCCGAAAAAUGCUCCUCCGGACUCCAGAUCAACUGGUCGUAAAAAGAAAGGAAAAAGAAGCAGAGAUGAAGUUCGGAGUGUUAAAUCCAGAGGAGGACAACAAGAAGCCUCACCUGGAACCAAUAAAGUUCAGCAGGCUUGGACACCCAAUCGUCAACUUAAACCUGUUCAACAGACUCCGAAACAAAGGGUGCCAAAGAAAAGAGAAUCUGGAGCUUUUGGACCAACACCUCAAAAGAGGAUGCAACGGCAGAAAACCCAAUAUCAGUACCAAAAGAACAAGAAAACUGAAAAGAGGUACAGGUGUGAUAAAAUAGAAAGUGACUCAGACAGUAGUGAUGGUAACGAAAAUAGUGACAUCCUUGCUGGAAUAGACGAUCUUCCUCUUGAUGAGGACGUGGUUUACACGGGACGGAUCCUGAGGGAGAGGAAACGACACAAGUGGGGAGAUUACCAGGCUAUUCUAACUGCUAGAGCACUCUAUCUCUUCAACAGAGAAUACGACCAUCGACCUAAAGAAAUGUUACCAUUAUGGGGUACAAAGCUUUCAAUUAACGCUGACAAAACAGAUCUCCAAUACUCGUUCAUCUUGAAGACUUCCUCAACACAAAAGAAUAAAGCUAUGUAUAAGAUGUCUUGUCUCACUGAAGACGAGAUGAGGACAUGGUUAACGAAGUUGAGAGAGGCAAUGAAACUUAACAUCGACAUCACCGCAGAAAUAGCUCGCAAUAAGAAACCUUCUGUAUUUGGAGAGUUGCCAGAACAUCCAUCUUGGUCCCACGAGGGUUACAGGAUAGAUGUCAGCUACAUUACAGACAACAUUCUUGUGUGUAGCUUCCCUCCUACUCGGAGUGACGUUUACGAGCUCAAGAGAUUCAUGGACGAUAAACACAAAGGUCACUAUAGAAUCGUUAACGUAUGUGAGAAGUCGUACGACGCAACAAUGUUCGGAGAAAACGUGUCCUCCUACCCCACCCCUCCUAACGGAGUUUCUAGUCUCACAGACAUGUGGAACUUCUGCGAGUUCACGGACAAACUGUUGAAAGAUGAUGACUCCAAUGUUAUUCUGGUUCACUGUCAGACAGGAAAUGUUACUUCCGGACUCUUCGUGGCAUCUUAUCUCGUUCACUCACGGAUAUGCUGGACAUCCGAGCAGGCUAUCAAGCACUUCAGAACGAAGCGAGAGAAUGGUGUAAUAUCGCUACCCUGCCAGAAGAGAUACCUCAAGUACAUUGAAACGAGCGUGAUAGCGGGGGAGCAGCCUGAGGAUAUCAAGCUUCUCUUUUCAAAUGUAUCCAUGUCUAAUUCACCUGCGUUCAAUGAGGAUGGCAGUUGCAAACCCUACUUUGUUGUAUUCCAAAACGGAGAAGAGAUCUACGAGUUUGAGAGCACAGAAUCCUACAAAACGGAGGAACCCAUUUCAUUCCCUCUGGCUCUUCACAUUUCUGGAGACAUCAAACUUCAAUUCUAUUCAGUAUCCGACAUUUUGGGGACGCAGGAGAUGUUCACAGUACACUUCCACACGUUCUACAUCAACUCUUCACAUGUUCGUUUCUCACGUGAUAUGAUUGACGGAGCUCAUCUUAACACGUUUAAGCAGUUUACUGACUCAUUCUCUGUGACACUAGAGGUAAAAUGAGGUCACGUUGGGGUAAAGGGUUAUAAUUUUUAUCCGUUGUAAUAUUAGUAUGGUCACAGUCGAAGCUCCGUGGGAUUCAAUUGUCGGCAAUUUGUUCCGUGACCGUCCAGCCAAUCCUUAUUCCAUAUUUAUCGUUGAAUUAAUUGAGUGUGUUGGUAAAUGAAAAGUAUAAUCGGUGUUGAUCAGUAAAUGUAAAUGUCACAGUUUGACAAUCUUGCUUUGACUGUAAUGUUUGGGGAGGGACUAACUCUAUCAUUUAUUAUUUAUAUUCAAUAUUCAGUAUUCAGAGUUUGAGUUUUUCUUUUCCAACUUUUUAAGAUGAUACAUUUUACAUUGGAGGGUUAUUUGCCAUGUUAUACACAUUUUUCAGAUUAAAUUUAAACACUGAGUGUAGAAUUAGAAACAAUGAAACACGCUUAUUUUUGGUUAUUGUAUUCAUAUCGAUAUUAAAUUGAAUUGCUAUACUUUCAGUAUAUUGAUAUGUAGUUGUACAUAGUGACCAUGUUAGUAUUGGUUAAUUCCAUCACUGUAACUUGAUUUAACUUA
Molecule: messenger RNA, 3120 nt
Organism: Bolinopsis microptera
Lineage: Eukaryota; Metazoa; Ctenophora; Tentaculata; Lobata; Bolinopsidae
Exons: 18
Coding region: 79-2574 (831 amino acids)
Biological process (GO): phosphatidylinositol dephosphorylation; regulation of phosphatidylinositol 3-kinase/protein kinase B signal transduction; phosphatidylinositol 3-kinase/protein kinase B signal transduction
Cellular component (GO): cytosol; cell projection; plasma membrane
Molecular function (GO): phosphatidylinositol-3,4,5-trisphosphate 3-phosphatase activity; protein tyrosine phosphatase activity
Source: RefSeq, a predicted model, not a curated record